This is a messenger RNA of Alternaria burnsii, 843 nucleotides long. RefSeq lists its product as uncharacterized. Lineage: Eukaryota; Fungi; Ascomycota; Dothideomycetes; Pleosporales; Pleosporaceae. The transcript has a single exon. Bases 1 to 843 code for a protein of 280 amino acids. The record is from RefSeq and is a predicted model, not a curated record.
AUGUCUAACAGUUUCCCCUACGCAGCCUACCCAGGCGUUGGCGUACCCACAACCUUCCUCGUUGGCCCUACCACCAAUCCAACACGCUUCGAUGUCCACCACUCACUACUGUCGAAAGUAUCACCGUUGUUUACUAAGCCCAAUGGGUUCCCUCGCAUCAUCCUCUCCAACAUCUCGCUCCCCAACAUUGAACCAGCUACAUUCCGUAUGCUCUUCACGUGGCUGUACGAGCGUAAGCCUCCUGAGUACGCAUCCGAUACGAACCUGUUAGACCUCAUGAAACUCUGGGUCCUAGCUGGAGAACUCGGCAUCUGGAGGACACAGAACACGGUAAUGAGGCUGGGUAUGGCGCUGAUGCAACCUGCCUACUUCGUCUGCAAGAUAGAGACGGUGAGGUGGGUAUACGAGAAUACGCCAGUAAAGUCAAGCCUUCGAGACUACAUCAUCACGAUUUUCUGCCAGCGCGGUCCACCAAUCGCGCCCUCAACGUUCUCGCCAGAUAACGAGCGUUUGGGUAUAUUUCGCGAUGCGGCAGAUUUCAUGCGCAAACUGAAUUUGGUCCGCGCUGGCAAUCCUAGAGGGCUAGAUGGAUACGACCUCUAUGAGCAGUUUCCGAUGCAACAUACGUGGUCGCCGAGCAAAAACGAGCUUGCUCCAGUGCGGGUUCGUGGAUGUCUGGUGACGGGUGGGGAGGAUGUAGAUUGGAGCAAGAUUGAGUAUCCACUUCCUUCUUUCUUGGUCUGGGGCAUAGAGUGGGAGGACUUACCGGAUAUGCAUUUCGUCAGCGAAGAGAACGUUCGAAGUGUGGCGGGAAACGUAUUGAAGCAGAUUGAGUUUCCAUAA